ACCCCAUGUCAGUUUCAAAAACUCGACAUAACCUCAAAUGCCGAAUGUUUUUUGUGUUUUUUAUGUGUAAUGGCACACAGAAAUGGUCAUUGUUUAUACGACCACAACCACAAUUUGCAAAUUUUUAAUAAAAAUGGUUUUAUCGAGAACAGAUGCUUGAAUAUAAACGUGACAGAAUCGGCCGAAUAUAUUCAUAUGAAAGUGCGUGACAUCUCCGAUUUUGUUUUUAACUACACGUCUCACAUUGAUUUACGACACUUUGAGCUGAUGAGAAGUGAGCAAUGUCUAGAUAUUGAUUUCAAUGAGUUCAGGUCGAAUUUAAUUGAUAUGUUCCAACAGGUGCACACUCACGAUAUGUUUUUGAAAUGUGAAAUUGAUCACAAUCAGGGUAAAUUAGUUUUUUAUGGCAAAUCUAAGAUCAAGUCAAUUGUGUUCUUAACGAUUGAUUUACAAAUAACAAACCAGAAGGAGAUUUUUAACGAAAUGAACAACAACAUUUUAGAGCUGCAAACAGCCAACAAAAAUCUAACUUCGCAACUACAACUGUCCAAAACCCGGCUAAGAGACAAAGACAGUGAGAUUGAGAAAUUCAUUCUGAUCAAUAAACAGCUGGAAAAGCGUUUCCUUAAAGACUUGCAACAUUUGAAUUGUGUUUUCAACACAAAAUUGCAAGAAUGUUCGUCUCUUCUGAUCACUAAAAUCCUAGCGUUAACUCAAAAGUUACUAAAAUUAUACCAAGAUGUUGAGAUAGUCAAAGCUGAAUCUCUACUCAAAUCGGACUCAAGUGCGCGUUUAUUGCAAAGCAUGGAAAAUUUGAGGCUUGAAUCGAUUGAAACAUCGAAAAUUGUGAACGAAUUAAAACGGGAAAAUUGUAAUUUAAAAUCAACACAGCUCAGCAAUGAAAAAAUGAUCGCAGAUUUGAACAACACGCUGCAAAACCGGGAAGCUGAAUUCAGGGAAUUGAAGAAACAAAGAGACGAAUUUGAAAAAGAUGUAAAACAAGCCACGCUGAUAAUUGCACAAAAAACCACAGCCAAUGAAGAACUGGCAAGGGACGUUGUCAAAGCCAAUCAAAUGCUUGUAAAUUUCAAUCAUUUAUUGGACACGAAAAAUCAAGAGAUUGACGAAUUAAAAAAUUCAAUCAGUCGUCAGGAAAAAAUUAUGCAAGAACAAAACCACCGGUUUCACGAAUUGUGUAAAGAAUUUGAGGAUUAUAAAGCCGAAUUUAAUGCGGAAAGAAUCAAUAAAUUGUCGCAUGAAUUGUUUACUGCCAAUAAAAAGGUCGAAGACGUGGAAAAAGUUAACCGGGAAACUGCAAAAUUGAAUGAGCUGCUGACGAGAAAACUGGCGUCAGUUGAUUUUCCACGAAGGAAUUUUCUCUCGUAGUACUGUAUUUUGUUAUUAAUUUUUGAUACAAAUAAAAAAUGUUACAAAUGUGUGGUAAUAAAUUAAAUUAAUUGAAAGUA
Messenger RNA from Tribolium castaneum (red flour beetle), 1466 nucleotides. RefSeq names its product spindle assembly abnormal protein 6 homolog. The record is from RefSeq and is a predicted model, not a curated record. The transcript has 6 exons. Bases 70 to 1386 code for a protein of 438 amino acids. NCBI's taxonomy places the organism in Eukaryota, Metazoa, Arthropoda, Insecta, Coleoptera, Tenebrionidae.